This is a messenger RNA of Acaulospora morrowiae, 468 nucleotides long. The record is from the annotation of a GenBank genome assembly. Lineage: Eukaryota; Fungi; Glomeromycota; Glomeromycetes; Diversisporales; Acaulosporaceae.
AUGAGAGAAAAUGCGAACCUCCGAGCCAACAGAGACGAUCAACCAACUAGGCAGACAGAAACUCGAAACCCUCAGGCCCACAGAAACGAGCAACCAGCAAUGCAAACAGAAGAAGAGGAAGCAUUUGUGGGAGUAAAUCGAUACCAACCUUACAAUACUCGGAACCAAAAUAACAUCAGACACGAACAGGAAGCUUCGAGGAACGAAAGAAACGAAAUUAUACAACCUAGGAUGGUGAUAGAGACGACAAAUACAACGCCAAUGGAUAAAGAUUCACCACAGACGAUGGUGGAAGAAUUACCUACAACAACUGAUGAGCCGGAAGAAAUGGCGAUUGAAGAUAAAAUCAAUAACAUUGAGGUUAGCAACGAAGUAAAGGACACGCAGAAGGAAGAGAUAAAAAAUCUGCUAUUAGAAAGAAAAGAUUUGUUCGCACAGACUAUAGAAGAGUUAGGACAGACCGACCAG